AUGAAAUACCUAAAGAACUUAAAAAAGUACCUAAAAAGGGUAAAAGCUUUUUCGGUGGUAUUUAUGAAACAGCUGUUAAACUUGGUGAUCAGAUUGAAGAUGCACUUACAUUCAAUAAAGAAGAUCAUGACGAUCAUGAAAAAGCGGAAGCUCUUGUUAUUGUUGAAGAAUCAGCCUCUCCUGAAAAAUGUGAAGAAAUUAUUUCAAACCAAAAGGAUGACGGUUGCAUCGAAUUAAAUGAUUCAGUUUGUAAUGAAUUAGACGCUCCUAAAGAAGAAGUCAUUACAACAAUUCAGGAGAAAAUUACUAAUGAUAAACUUAAAUCACCAUCAAUUCUUUCAACUGCUAUUAAUUUAUCAUAUCUUAAAAAUGCUGCAUCUCAAUAUGAAGAUCAAUGGAGAGAUAAAUAUAAUAAAGCUCGUGAAUAUCUCUCAAAACAAAUUGGAGAUGCUAAUGCAGAAAAAGAACUUAUAGAAUGUGCAGAUAAUUAUGUAGUUGAAAAUUGUACAAAGAAGGUGAUUAAAGAUAAAAAGAGAAAUGCAGUAGUUACAAUUCAAGACUCGACCACUCCCGAAAAAUGCGAAGAUGCAGUAUCUAAUCAAAAGGACGAUGGAUCCUUUGAAAUCAGCGAGACUAUCUGUAAUGAAUUAGAUAUUCCCGCUACAAAUGUAGUAACUACGGUAAAAAAAUCCACAAAAAAUAAAAAACUUAAAUCUCCAGAAUGCGAACCAUGGUGGAAAACAGCACUUACUAUUAGUUAUCUUAAAGUCGCCGCACCAAAACAUGAAAAUCUAUGGAAAGAUAAAUAUAACAAAGCUUGCGAAUACCUUUCUAAACAAAUUGGAGACGCUGAUGCCGAAAAAGAAAUUUUAGAUUGCACCGACAAGUUUGUUGUUGAUAAUAUUACUAAAAAGGUUGAAGAUGAUCAUAAGAAAACCGCUGCAAUUGCCAUUAUUCAAGAAUCAGCUUCCCCUGAAAAAUCCAGAGAAAUUGUAUCUAAUCAAAAAGAUGAUGGCUGUAUUGAAUUGGAUGAUUCAGUAUGCAAUGAAUUAGAUGUUCCUAAAGAAGAAAUAAUUACUACUAUCAAAGAGAAAGUCACUAAUCCAAAACUUAAAUUGCCCGAAUUUUCGUCAGCUCUUGCAACUGCUAUCAAUCUUUCGUAUCUUAAGAAUGUUGCGUCUCAACAUAAAGGCGAAUGGGAAGAUAAAUAUAAUAAAGCUCGUGAAUAUCUUUCUAAGCAAAUUGGGGAUAAGGACGCUGAAGAAGAAUUAAUAAAAUGUGCUGAUAAUUAUGUAGUUGAUAAAGCAACAAAUAAAAUAAUCGAAGAACAUAAAGAAGAAGUGAUUACUCUCAAGAAAGAUGAAAUACCUAAAGAACUUAAAAAAGUACCUAAAAAGGGUAAAAGCUUUUUCGGUGGUAUUUAUGAAGCAGCUGUUAAACUUGGUGAUCAGAUUGAAAAUGCAAUUACAUUCUAUAAAGAAGAUCAUGACGAUCAUGAAAAAGCGGAAGCUCUUGUUAUCGUUGAAGAAUCAGCCUCUCCCGAAAAAUGUAAAGAAAUUAUUUCAAACCAAAAGGAUGACGGUUGCAUCGAAUUAAAUGAUUCAGUUUGUAAUGAAUUAGAUGCUCCUAAAGAAGAAGUCAUUACAACAUUUCAAGAGAAAAUUACUAAUGAUAAACUUAAAUCACCAUCAAUUCUUUCAACUGCUAUUAAUCUAUCAUAUCUUAAAAAUGCUGCCUCUCAACAUGAAGAUCAAUGGAGAGAUAAAUACAAUAAAGCUCGUGAAUAUCUCUCAAAACAAAUUGGAGAUGCUAAUGCAGAAAAAGAACUUAUAGAAUGUGCAGAUAAUUAUGUAGUUGAAAAUUGUACAAAGAAGGUGAUUAAAGAUAAAAAGAGAAAUGCAGUAGUUACAAUUCAAGACUCGACCACUCCCGAAAAAUGCGAAGAUGUGGUAUCUAAUCAAAAUGAUGAUGGAUCUUUCGAAGUCCCUGAAACUGUAUGUAAAGAAUUAGAUGUCCCCGUUACAGAAGUAGUAACUACAGUAACAGAAUGCACAGAAAAUGAGAAACUUAAAUCACCAGAAUGCGAACCAUGGUGGAAAACUGCACUUACUAUUAGUUACCUCAAAGUCGCUGCACCAAAACAUGAAAAUCAAUGGAAAGAUAAAUAUAAUAAAGCUCUCGAAUAUCUUUCUAAACAAAUCGGAGACGCUAAUGCUGAAAAAGAAUUAUUAGAAUGUACUGAUAAAUAUGUUGUUGAUAAUAUUACUAAAAAGGUUGAAGAUGAUCAUAAGAAAGCCGCUGCAAUUGCCAUUAUUCAAGAAUCAGCUUCUCCUGAGAAAUCUAGAGAAAUUAUAUCUAAUCAAAAAGAAGAUGGCAGCAUUGAAUUGGAUGACUCCGUUUGCAAUGAAUUAGACGUUCCCAAAGAGACAAUAAUUACUACAAUUAAAAAGAACAUUACUAAUGCAAAACUUCAAUUGCCCGAAUUUUCACCAAGCCUUGCAACUGCUAUUAAUCUUUCUUAUCUUAAAAACGCCGCACCUCAACAUAAAGGUGAAUGGGAAGAUAAAUAUAAUAAAGCCCGUGAAUAUCUUUCUAAGCAAAUUGGAGACAAAGACGCCGAAGAAGAACUGUUAGAAUGUACUGAUAAAUAUGUAGUUUAUAAAAUAACAAAUAAAGUAAUUGAGGAACAGAAAAAGGAUGUUAUAGCUCAAAAAGAAGAUGAAAUACCGAAAGAACUUAAAGCAACUAAACCUAGAAAGGGUAAAAGCUUUUUCGACCCUGAACCUGAAAAAGAUAUUGAAAGCAGUCCUGAAGAAAUAAUUCAAACGCCAAAAAGCGCAAAACAUAAAAGCCAUUUCGGCGGUGUUUAUAAAGAACCGGAACCUGAAAAAAAUACUGAAGGAAGCGUUUUUGACGAAGAACCAGAACUUCAAGAAGGAAACAUUCCUUCAAAAUCUAAAGAUAGAAGUAUUCCUCCAGAACCGAAAGAAAGCAUUCUUAAAGAAGAACCGGAACCUAAAGACAGAGGUAUUCCUGAAGAAGAACCGGUUGCUGAACAUUACGAAACGGCUCGCUCUCUUAUUCUCGAUAGACAUAUCGAAGAUAUUAUUUCAGAUGACAAAGAACCAGAUCAAUCGGAAAAAGUCAUCAUCACUCAAACAUCUAUUACUCCUGAAAUCUGCAAAGCUAUUACUUCCACAGCAGGUGAUGAUGGUCGUAUUGAAUUAAAUGAAACAAUAUGCAAGGAAUUAGAUCUUCCAAAAGAAGAAAUUAUUACCACGAUUCAAAAGAACAUUACAAAUAGCAAACUUAAAUUACCUAAUUUUCCAUCAAUCCUUGCAACCGCUCUUAACCUAUCAUAUCUUAAAAAUGCUGCACCUCAACAUAAAGGUGAAUGGGAUGAUAAAUAUAAUAAAGCCCGUGAAUAUAUCACAAAUCAAAUAGGAGAUGCCGAUGCAGAGAAAGAACUGUUAGAAUUUACAGAUAAUUACGUAAUUGACAAUUGCGCUAAAAAAGCCAUUAAAGAUAAAAAGAGGUCUGCAAUUGUACAUCUCCAAACAUCAACGACUCCCGACAAAUAUAAAACUGCCUUAUCUAAUCAAAAAGAUGAUGGAUCCCUUGAAUUAAAUGAGACUAUUAGUGAAGAAUUGGAUGUCCCUAAAGAAGAUAUUGUGACUACACUCAAAUCGAGUACUACUAACGAGAAACUCCAAUCUCCAGAAUCAGAUUCUUGGUGGAAAACAGCACUUAUAAUUAGUUACCUACAAGUUGCCGCACCUCAUUAUGAAGAUCAAUGGAAAGACAAAUAUAUCAAAGCCCGAGAAUAUCUGUCUAAACAAAUUGAUGAUAAGGAUAUUGAAAAUGAAUUAUUGAAGUGUACUAAUAAAUAUGUGGUUGAUCGAGCUAAUGAGAAAGCUAUUCGUUAUAAUAUUCAAGAAAACGUUUACGUUACUAGACUUGAUUUCACUGAUGAAACCCUUCAGGCAGUUCACGAAGGUUUACGUUCCUCUGUCAAUGACGAAACUGCUCGCGUAAUUUGUGGUGCACAGCAAGAUGACGGUUCCUUUACUUUACAUUCUCAAAUAACCAACCAUCUUGGUAUAGAACCAGUUGACGCUAUUAAAUCCCUUAAGCGUUUCGUUGGUAAUCCUCGACUGAGAGGAUGUGAUGAUUCUAUUUGGUGCACAGCUUUUACAAUCUAUUACAUUGAAGUUGUAUUAUUAAACUACGAAAAUGAAUGUCGCGAUGCCAAGGAUCGUGCCAGAAAAUGGCUAUCUGAACAGAUCAAUGACGCAAAACUCGAGAAAGAAUUAUUUUCUGCGUGUAAACAAUUCUUAAUUGAACAAGGUUGCCGUUGUAUUUAUUCAAUUAAAGCGGAUCCAAAAAAUUACGAGAUUCUUAAACUUAACGUAGACGACGAAACUCGUAAAAUAUUUUUAGAUACCAUACGCACUUAUGGUACAGCAGAUAUUGCUCAGUCACUUUGCUCUGCUCAAGAAAACAAUGGCUCAUUUUCCCUAAAUACUUUGAACACAUCACAACUAUUAAUUCCUUGUGAUGUUGAAUCUCUUAAACGUUAUGUUGGUAGUCUAAAACUUAGAACUUGUGCUGAUUCAAUUUGGCAUACAGCUUUUAUUAUUUAUUACCUUAAAUUUGUUUUGGCGGACCAUGAAGAAGAAUGGCGCAGUGCUUAUGAUCGUGCCAGUGCCUGGAUAACUGAGCAAAUUGAUGAUGCUGAAGCAGAAAAGGAAUUAUACUCGGCUUGCGAGCAAUACUUAAUUCAAUUAGGUAUUGAGUUUAUUAACAAUCAAGGUGGAAUAAAAAAUGUGACCGAAGAAGAGGUCAAUGUUGUUGUUAUUCAAGUUAGCGAUGAAACACGUGAAGCCAUUCACAAAAGUCUUCGUGAUGAUGUCACAGCGGAAGUUGCUCAGACAAUUUGCAACUCUCAAGCAGAUGAUGGCUCAUUCACUCUACACCGGUCAAUUUCUGACCAUCUUAAAAUCCAUUCAAUUGACAAUGCUGUUGAUACUCUCAAGAGUUUUGUAGGUAGCACAUUAUUGAGAAGUUGUGAUUCUCCUAUUUGGUGUACAGCUCUUACAAUCAAAUAUUUAAGAAUUGUGUUGGCUGACUACGAACAAGAAUGGCGGCCUGCGUGUGAACGUGCGGAAGCAUGGAUUAGUAAACAAUGCAAAACCCCUGAAGAAGAAGAAGAAUUAUAUUCAGCAUGCGAUCAAUUCAUAAUCAAACAAGGCAUCGAUAUCCUUAAUGAAAAAAAUAAACAACCACGUCUUUCUAAGAGACGAUCAGUAGUUAAAGGCGAGACUAUUCAAGUCAUUACACUUGUGGCAGAUGAAGAAACUAAAAAAGCUGUGUAUGAGUUCCUUCGUUCUCAAACUAGUCCAGACUAUCCACGUACUCUUACCUCUUCUCAAGAAAAUGAUGGAUCAUUCGCACUUCAUACUUUAAUCUCAGAACAUCUUCAGAUUCCAGCAGUAUAUGUUGGUGAACCUAUUAAACGUUAUGUUCGCAGCCCUCGUUUAAGAGGGUGUGAUGCCUCCGUUUGGAAUACAGCAUUUACGAUCACAUACCUUAAUAUAGUGUUAAAUAAUUGUGAACCUGAGUGGAAACCUGCACACGAACGUGCCACAAAUUGGGUGACUAACCAAAUAAAUGAUUCCGAAUUAGAGAAAGAAUUAUUCUCAGCGUGUGAGCAAUACUUGCUUGAACUAGGCUUUGAUCUUCUUAAUAAUGCCAACGAGGCUCAAACAUCCAAGUCUGUAGAUAUAAUACAAGAUAAGAAAAAUGAACAAGCAAUUACCCAGAAUUAUACAUAUGAUUCCAGUUUAACCGUACCUGAUUUCCAAACUGAAAUAAAUCUAAUACAAGACAAGAAAAAUGAACAAGUAUUGUUUGUCAGUUCAUCAUUUACAAGAAGUGAUCUGGUUGUUUCUAAUUUAUCACUCAAAUUGACCAAAUCUUUAGGCUUGAACUCUGUUGAAAAAGCAAAAAAACAUUUCUCAUCUUACUCACCAAGAAUUGCUCAAUUGGAUGCUAAUGUUUGGAGUACUGCUAUUUCGAUUUGGUAUCUUCGAUAUGUAUUAGUUGAUUUCCGAAGUGAAUGGGUAGAAUCACACCAAAAAGCGUAUAAUUGGCUUUGUCAACAAGUGAAAGGUGAUGAUGUGCGGGAAGAACUUCUUGAGGCUGCUAGAAUAUUUGUUGUUAAAAGAUUUGAGGUUGAUCAGGGUGCUAUACAAGAAGACGAAACUUUCAAGGAAAUUCAGUAUGGUCGAAGAGCUAAUUUUGUAGAUGAAGAACCUCAGGAAAUAGAGGAAUUUGUCUCUAAUGAUGAGGUUGUUGGAAUAGUUAAAAUCGGUGUUAAGUGUGCUAAAGAUCUUAGAAAAUCUGAUAAUUGGUUUACCUUUUCUAAUCCGGAUCCGUACAUUCGCAUUUUUAAUGCUGCCGGAAAUGAAAUGGUUCGCACUAGUGUUAACUAUAGAACUGCUAAUCCAGUUUGGAAUGAAAUUUAUUUUGUUGCAAUUCGUGGUCCAGGAGAAAAAAUUUCAUUUGAAAUUUUUGAUGAAAAUCGUUUUAUAGCGGAUAAAUCUCUUGGUACCUACGUAUUGGACACUAGCGUUUUAGUUCAAAGUGAUGAAGAACCUAAACUUAUGGAUGAGUGGGUCUCACUUCAAAUUGGUAAUAAGCCAGUUAAAGGAAAAUUAAACUUACAAUAUCAAUUUUUCCCUACCUCCUUCACCGAAGGCGAUGAUUUUGUUUUUACUGGAGAAUCCAUUAAACCCCAACAUUUGUAUAUUCUUAUCAGCUGGCGUAACACAAAUAGAUCUUUUGAAUUUUCUGAUAAAUUGGCGCGUUUCUUUAAUUAUAGAUCAUGUGACGAAUUGAAAGAAAGUUUCACAAAGCAUGUAUCUUCAGACAAAGACCUUUUAAAUUAUGACUUGACGAUAUGGUCUACAGCUCUUACGAUUACAUAUUUCAAAGGUUUGUGUUGGGAAUAUUAUGAUGAAUGGAGACAUAUUAUCGAGGAUAGUGAAGCGUGGGUCAGUAGAGAAAUUAACAACGUUGAAAUCGAAGAUCGAUUAUACGAUUUAUGUAGAAAGUUCUUUAUUGCUCAUUUCAAAAUUAACAUUCAAAAACUUGAUAAAGCUCAAUUGGAAAUUAUAACUCCAGUAAAACACACAAUUAUUACACGAAAGUUUAUCACCAUUCGUUAUAUUCGUACGCUUAUUAACCAUCAAAAUGAAGAUGGUUGUAUUGUUCUAAAUGAAAAGGUCGCUGAUUACUAUGGUUUCAAAAGUGUCAAAGUAUUUCUAAAACAUUUGAAAAAAUACUUUAAAACAGAGCGUGUAACCAAAAUUCAUUAUAACGUUUGGGUUACUGCAUGCACUAUUUGGUAUCUACGUUUAGUUGCUGUUGAUCAUCGACUUGAAUGGAUUUCUAAUUAUGAAAAGUUAUCUGAAUGGUUAACAAAACAAUGUAACGGAGAUACUGAACUUGAGAAUGAAAUCAUGAGAUGUGCUAGGGAUUUUAUUGUUUCAAGAUAUGAAGUUGAUAAAGAUGCUAUUGAAGCUGAUAAUAGCUUUAUUACAGCUGUUAAGACUAAAGAUGUAGCUAGGAAAGAAGAAGAAAACGAAACAAAGAGACGAGAAAAAAGACGCAACAGACGGAAGAACAUUUCUUUAUCCGGUAAUAUUGUUAGCCGAGAAACUACUAAUGAUAAAACUGUUAAAGAUUUCAUAACUUGUUGUACAAAGAAAGAUCAUUAUCAACUUGACGACAAUAUUGCCCAACAUCUUGGAUUCCUAAAUAAAGAGUCCCUAGAAGCAGCAUUACGAAUUCAUUUUCUUUCUGAGGACGUAUCGAAACUUCAUAGUGAUAUUUUAAUCACUGCAAUAUCGAUAUGGUAUCUCCGUUUGGUAGCUGUCGAUCAUCGUGAUCAGUGGUCUACCGAUUGCGAUACAUUAUAUAAAUGGAUAAGUUCACAAAUUAAAAAUCCUCAUAUCGAACGAAAGCUUUAUGGAUCUUCCAAGAUCUUUGUGAUUAAUCAAUACAAGAUUAACGAUGAUGUUCUUGAAUUAGAUGCUCCAUACCAAGAUAGUUCUACGGAUUUCGAAAGUGCCAAAACUAUCAAAGACGAAGACUUAAUUAUUGAACCCAUAAAAAAAGAAGAACUUAAAAAAGAACCCAAAAAAAGUCUUUUCGGUGCGGUUUAUAAAGCAACUGCCAAACUUGGUGAUAAGAUUGAGGAUGCCCUUACAUUUAAUAAAGACGACCAUGAAGAUCACGAAAAAGCAGAAGCUUUUAUUGUCGUUGAGGAAUCAGUCACUCCUGAAAAAUGCAAAAGAAUUAUUUCAGCCAAAAAAGAUAAUGAUAGUAUUGAAUUAAAUGAUUCAAUUUGUAAUGAAUUAGAUGUUCCUAAAGAAGAUGUCAUUAAAAUAAUUCAGAAGAAAAUUACUAAUAAUAAGCUUAAAACACCUGAGUUAUCAAAAAGCCUUGCAACCGCCAUUAAUAUUUCAUAUCUUCAGAAAGCUGCUUCUAAACAUAAAGAUGAAUGGGAAGAUAAAUAUAAUAAAGCCCGUGAAUAUCUUUCUAAUCAAAUUGGAGACAAAGCCGCCGAAGAAGAAUUAAUAGAAUGUGCUGAUAAUUAUGUAGUUGAUAACGUAACAAAUAAAGUAAUUGAGGAACAGAAAGAGGAUGUGAUUGCCAUUAAGGAGGAUGAAAUACCAAAAGAACUGAAAAAAGAACCUGAAAAAGAACCUAAAAAAGAUCAUAAAAGCUUUUUCGGUGGUAUUUAUGAAAGAGCUACUAAACUUGGUGAUCAGAUUGAAAAUGCACUUACAUUUAAUAAAGAAGAUCAUGACGAUCAUGAAAAAGCAGAAGCUCUUAUUAUCGUUGAAGAAUCAGCCACUCCUGAAAAAUGUAAAGAAAUUAUUUCAGACCAAAAGGAUGAUGGUUGCAUUGAAUUAAGUGAUUCAGUUUCUGCGUCUCAAUAUAAAGGUGAAUGGGAAGAUAAAUAUAAUAAAGCCCGUGAAUAUCUCUCAAAACAAAUAGGCGAUGAUGAGGCGGAAAAAGAACUAAUAGAAUGUGCAGAUAAUUAUGUAGUUGAAAAUUGUAUAAAGAAGGUGAUUAAGGAUAAAAAGAGAAAUUCAGUUGUUACAAUUCAAGACUUAACCACUCCCGAAAAAUGCGAAGAUGCAAUAACUAAUCAAAAGGACGAUGGAUCUUUUGAAAUCAGCGAGACUAUUUGUAAUGAAUUAGAUAUUCCCGCUAUAGAUGUAGUAACUAAAGUAAAAAAAUGCACAAAUAAUAAGAAAUUAAAGUCACCAGAAUGCGAACCAUGGUGGAAAACAGAACUUACAAUUAGUUACCUUAAAGUUGCCGCACCAAAACAUGAAAAUCUAUGGAAAGAUAAAUAUAACAAGGCUUGCGAAUAUCUUUCUAAACAAAUUGGAGACGCUAAUGCCGAAAAAGAAAUAUUAGAUUGCACCGACAAAUAUGUUGUUGAUAAUAUUACUAAAAAGGUUGAAAAAGAUCAUAAGAAAAAUGUUGCAAUUACUAUCAUUCAAGAAUCGGCUUCUCCUGAGAAAUCUAGAGAAAUUGUAUCUAAACAAAAAGAAGAUGGCAGCAUUGAAUUGGAUGACUCUGUUUGCAAUGAAUUAAACGCUCCCAAAGAAGAAAUAAUUACUACAGUUAAAAAGAACAUUACUAAUAUAAAACUUCAAUUACCCGAUCUUUCAUCAAGUCUUGCAACUGCCAUUAACCUUUCGUAUCUCAAGAAUGCUGCGUCUCAACAUAAAGGUGAAUGGGAAGAUAAAUAUAAUAAAGCCCGUGAAUAUCUUUCUAAGCAAAUUGGGGAUAAAGAUGCCGAAGAAGAACUAUUAGAAUGUACCGAUAAAUAUGUAGUUGAUAACGUUACAAAUAAAGUAAUUGAGGAACAGAAAAAAGAGGUGAUUGCCCUUAAGAAAGACGAAGUACCGGAAGAACUUAAAUCUAAGAAAGGUAAAAGCUUUUUCGGUGGCAUUUAUGAAGCAGCUGCUAAGCUUGGUGAUCAGAUAGAAGAUGCUAUUACAUUUAAUAAAGAUGACCAUGAUGAUCAUGAGAAAGCAGAAGCUCUUAUUAUAGUUGAAGAAUCAGCCACUCCUGAAAAAUGUAAAGAAAUUAUUUCAGAUCAAAAGGAAGACGGUUGCAUUGAAUUGAGUGAUUCAGUUUGUGAUGAGUUAGAUACACCUAAAGAAGAGAUCAUUACAACAAUUCAAGAGAAAAUUACUAAUGAUAAACUUAAAUCACCAUCAAUUCUUUCAACUGCUAUUAAUCUAUCAUAUCUUAAGAAAGCUGCGUCUAAACAUAAAGGUGAAUGGAUAGAUAAAUAUAAUAAAGCUCGUGAAUAUCUCUCGAAACAAAUAGACGAUGCUGAUGCAGAAAAGGAACUUUUAGAAUGUGCAGACGAUUACGUAAUCGAGAAUUGUACAAAGAAAGUUAUUAAAAACAAAAAGAGAAAUUCAAUCGUUAUCGCUCAAAACAAUACCACUCCCGAAAAAUGCGAAGAUGUGGUAUCUAAUCAAAAGAACGAUGGAUCUUUCGAAGUCAGCGAAACUAUAUGUAAGGAAUUGGAUGUCCCCGUUACAGAAGUAGUAACUACAGUAACAGAAUGCACAGAAAGUGAGAAACUUAAAUCACCAGAAUGCGAACCAUGGUGGAAAACUGCACUUACAGUUAGCUACCUCAAAGUCGCUGCACCAAAACAUGAAAAUCAAUGGAAAGAUAAAUAUAAUGCAGCCCUCAAAUAUCUUUCUAAACAAAUCGGAGACGCUAAUGCCGAAAAAGAAAUAUUAGAUUGCACGGAUAAAUAUAUUAUUGAUAAUAUUACUAAAAAGGUUGAAAAAGAUCAUAAGAAAAAUGCUGCAAUUACUAUUAUUCAAGAAUCAGCUUCUCCUGAGAAAUCUAGAGAAAUUGUAUCUAAUCAAAAAGAAGAUGGCAGCAUUGAAUUGGAUGACUCCGUUUGUAAUGAAUUAGAUGCUCCCAAAGAAGAAAUAAUUACUACAAUUACAAAGAACAUUACUAAUGCAAAACUUAAAUUGCCCGAAUUGUCAUCAAGUCUUGCAACUGCCAUUAAUCUUUCUUAUCUCAAGAACGCUGCAUCUCAACAUAAAGAUGAAUGGGAAGAUAAAUAUAAUAAAGCCCGUGAAUAUCUUUCUAAUCAAAUUGGAGACAAAGCCGCCGAAGAAGAAUUAAUAGAAUGUGCUGAUAAUUAUGUAGUUGAUAACGUAACAAAUAAAGUAAUUGAGGAACAGAAAGAGGAUGUGAUUGCCAUUAAGGAGGAUGAAAUACCAAAAGAACUGAAAAAAGAACCUGAAAAAGAACCUAAAAAAGAUCAUAAAAGCUUUUUCGGUGGUAUUUAUGAAAGAGCUACUAAACUUGGUGAUCAGAUUGAAAAUGCACUUACAUUUAAUAAAGAAGAUCAUGACGAUCAUGAAAAAGCAGAAGCUCUUAUUAUCGUUGAAGAAUCAGCCACUCCUGAAAAAUGUAAAGAAAUUAUUUCAGACCAAAAGGAUGAUGGUUGCAUUGAAUUAAGUGAUUCAGUUUCUGCGUCUCAAUAUAAAGGUGAAUGGGAAGAUAAAUAUAAUAAAGCCCGUGAAUAUCUCUCAAAACAAAUAGGCGAUGAUGAGGCGGAAAAAGAACUAAUAGAAUGUGCAGAUAAUUAUGUAGUUGAAAAUUGUAUAAAGAAGGUGAUUAAGGAUAAAAAGAGAAAUUCAGUUGUUACAAUUCAAGACUUAACCACUCCCGAAAAAUGCGAAGAUGCAAUAACUAAUCAAAAGGACGAUGGAUCUUUUGAAAUCAGCGAGACUAUUUGUAAUGAAUUAGAUAUUCCCGCUAUAGAUGUAGUAACUAAAGUAAAAAAAUGCACAAAUAAUAAGAAAUUAAAGUCACCAGAAUGCGAACCAUGGUGGAAAACAGAACUUACAAUUAGUUACCUUAAAGUUGCCGCACCAAAACAUGAAAAUCUAUGGAAAGAUAAAUAUAACAAGGCUUGCGAAUAUCUUUCUAAACAAAUUGGAGACGCUAAUGCCGAAAAAGAAAUAUUAGAUUGCACCGACAAAUAUGUUGUUGAUAAUAUUACUAAAAAGGUUGAAAAAGAUCAUAAGAAAAAUGCUGCAAUUACUAUUAUUCAAGAAUCGGCUUCUCCUGAGAAAUCUAGAGAAAUUGUAUCUGAACAAAAAGAAGAUGGCAGCAUUGAAUUGGAUGACUCCGUUUGCAAUGAAUUAGACGCUCCCAAAGAAACAAUAAUUACUACGAUUAUUUCAUCAGUCAAUGAGAAAAAUUGUGAUGUUGAUAAAACUAAUAUAGGUAACUAUCAUAUAUAA
Messenger RNA from Scutellospora calospora, 12377 nucleotides. The record is from the annotation of a GenBank genome assembly. NCBI's taxonomy places the organism in Eukaryota, Fungi, Glomeromycota, Glomeromycetes, Diversisporales, Gigasporaceae.